This is a messenger RNA of Rasamsonia emersonii CBS 393.64, 1386 nucleotides long. Its product is annotated as Ubiquitin conjugating enzyme (UbcB). Gene Ontology annotation, cellular component: signal peptidase complex; membrane. Bases 1 to 1386 code for a protein of 461 amino acids. The record is from RefSeq and is a predicted model, not a curated record. The transcript is spliced from 7 exons. NCBI's taxonomy places the organism in Eukaryota, Fungi, Ascomycota, Eurotiomycetes, Eurotiales, Trichocomaceae. Gene Ontology annotation, molecular function: serine-type endopeptidase activity.
AUGCUCUCCUCCCUCUCCUCCUCCCUGUCGAACGCGCGACAGUCCAUCGCGCAGAUCCUCAACUUCGCCCUGGUCCUCUCGACCGCGUUCAUGAUGUGGAAGGCCCUCUCCGUCGCGACCAACUCGUCGUCGCCCAUCGUCGUCGUGCUGUCCGGGUCGAUGGAGCCUGCGUUCCAGCGUGGCGAUCUGCUGUUCCUGUGGAACCGGAGUCCGCGGGCAGAGGUGGGCGAGAUCGUCGUCUACAAUGUCAAGGGGAAGGAUAUCCCGAUUGUGCAUCGGGUGAUGCGGUCCUUUACGGAGGAGGAUCCGAAGAUGAAGUUGAAGAAGGCGGGGACUUCUCCGACAACACUCUCCUCCGAACCCUCCGAAAAGCUGCUCACCAAAGGCGACAACAACGUUGCCGACGACACGGAGCUCUACGCGCGAGGACAGGGCUUUCUUGACCGCAAGGAGGACAUUGUCGGCAGUGCCUCUGAACUGGACGGUAUUAUUUCUGUAAACUGGCAGCCUGAAAGCAUUAGCAUGCAAGCGGCUCUUCGGGAUGGCAAGUUCCGCAGCGGGAAUUCAGCUCUGACAAACAGGACUACAUACACUGCUUCCGCCCGAGUCACCGCCUUCGCCUUCCGCCUGAUCUGCUCCACCGUUCAGCGUCACAAUACCCCGCCAUCGACAGGCAGGCUGAAGACCGAAUUCAACCCUCCUCCAUCUUGCUGUCACAUUCGUUCCACUCUUGCUUCUCAACACUCAUUUUUCUCUUCUGGAACAGCACAAUGGGCAGCCAAAAGCGGAUUGCAAAGAAACGCCGGGCUAAUGUUUACAUUACUUGUUUACCAGGAACUCAGCGAGCUCGUCGAAUCGCCCCCGGCCGGCAUCACCGUUGAGCUGGCAAAUGAAUCGGAUCUGUAUGCUUGGAAGGUGUACAUGAAGGGGCCGGAGGAUUCGCCGUAUCAGGGCGGCACUUUCCUCAUCAAUCUCACUCUCCCCAAAGAAUACCCCUUCAAGCCCCCGACCGUCUCCUUCGCGACCAAGAUCUACCACCCCAACGUCUCGAACGACGACAAGGGCAGCAUGUGCCUCGGAAUGCUGAAAUCCGAUGAGUGGAAGCCCAGCUCGCGCAUCAGCGCGGUCCUGGAGUUCGCGCGGCAGCUACUGGCCGAACCGAUGCCGGACGACGCAGUCGAGGGCCGCAUCGCGGAGCAGUACAAGAACGAUCGCAAGCGGUAUGAGGAGAUUGCCCGCGACUGGACGAGGAGCUUUAAGGAAGGCGAAAGACACCCACAGACACACGGUGAUAUUAUAUCAUGGUUUUAUCCAACCACUCGCAUUCUCUAUUCUAUUCCAUUCUGUUCGACAUCCAUUAUUGCAAGGGAGGAAGGCGUUUGUUGA